AUCCGAACGGAGUAGAUGGAAAAUACGGAAAAUGGCAUUUCCCGCUACGUAACAUUUUCCAGUUGCUGUUUGUAAAUUGUAAUGGGUCUGUGAUAGAAAGCUCAAAAUGUAUUGGUUAGGAGAGUAGUCUAAGAUUUUGUAUAAAGGGCAUGCCAAACAUAAAAUAAGAUAAAUUUUAAGUGCUAGGUAUUUGAAUUUUGUUAGAAACAUUUAUUAAGAUGGUGGAAUCUGAAAGAAAGUGUUCUGCGGAGAUACAUUUAGCUGACAAUGCUUUGCCAAUACCCAUACAAAUAUUUUUAUGGAAACAAGUCGGACCCUUUGUACGUCCAAAAUUGGGUAAACUUCAUGAAGCUUCUUGUAUGUUUUGCCAACAUGCCAGUACAGGACAUCAUGAGUUAAAAGAAGCUUGUAAAUCUUUUGAAAAAGUUCUAGUUCAAAAUAUAAAAUCGGGAUUAAAACCGGACUUAACUGAUGCCAUCAAGUCCAUUCCAAGAUGGCGUCUAAUUCAGGCUUCUUUGCCACAUGUUAUGCAUGCUGUAGCUUCUAUUCUUUAUAACAGAAUGAAGGACGGAAAUAUACAAAACUUGGGCGCAGUGGAGACCAAGUUGCUGUAUACUUUACAUUGGAUAAUUCUCGAUGCAAUGGAAGAAUGUGCAGACGAAGAUUUUGAGCAAGGAAUUUUUCAUUUGUCCCCGUUCUACUAUUUAUUCUCAAUACCAACUAUAACGCUCUUUGUCUAUAUCUUCGCUCCAAUCUGCCAUAACCUAAAGGAAUCAGAUUUUCAAAAUUUUCGCCUCGAAAACGGUUUAAAAAUAUGGCAAGCUAUGUGGGAAUUUCGCCAUCCAGAUGCCCCUUGUUUUGUCUCCCACUGCAAGCCAAAACCGAAGUUUCUCAAUGGAAAAAAUUUGAAAUACAAACAACAGUUUGGGGAUGUAUUUGUUGGCAGAAAGCAAUCUCAAGACGAACCCCUUACCCGAGACAGUCCAACGAGUCAAGGAAUAAGUGCUUCGAGCUCCGAUCAACAGCACUUUCCGCUCCCAGGUCCUGUUACAUGUGGGGCUCCAGUUACCAUAACCGCUACCAUUACUACAAAGGUCGACGAUGAGGGUUCUUGGGUAUCGUCUCCAAAAGAUACAGUAUUUCCAGAAACUAUACCAGAAGAAAGUUCUAGUACGGAAGAAGAACACGUUGUUAUAUUCAGAUUGCCAUCGCUGAAUGAGUCAGAUGGUUUUAUUCGAGACCCCUCUAUUUAUACUGCUGAAACCAGUAUUAUUCAACUGGCUAUGAGACGUAAUGGUAGUGGACGCACGGUUAAUAACGUUAAACCGGAGCAUAUUUCACCAGGAGACCCCAAAGCUGGAACCAAACCACCAAUGCAGAAAGUUGGCUCUUCCACCGACAAAGAUUCAUUGGAUAGCAGUAAACUGCCUUCAACAGAGGCUCCAGCCAAAGAAGAUAUGACUAAAAUGGCUAUGCACGUCUAUGACAGUUCAGCAGCGACAUUUUUAGACGUUGCUGUUUUGAGGUGUUUGUUCAUAACGUUAUGGCAAGAGGAGGGAAUCUACUGGGCUCUGCAUUAUAUGUACAAUAGAUUAAGAGAUAUAAAUGAUGAAUCAGUAGGUCAACAACAACCCAGAAAAAGAAGCAAUUCAUUGCCAAUACCUAAAAUUGAAGUAUCUCUGUAUCAAAGCAAUGACUCUAGAAAGGGAGAAAAUGGAAAUAAGGACUUCAUAGAAGUGCCAGAACCCAGAGAUGUUUCCCUUCUUACAGAUGCUUUUCCAGAGUCUCCAUUUUACAACCAAUCAAAAUCGGAGGAGUCUCUACACAAACGAUCAUCCAGCGAGAAAAUAGGCAAGAAACGAAAGAAAAUUUCAGACUUGAAAACUUUUGUAGAGACUAAACUUUUGUCGAAAUCCGACAAAGCUCUGGAAAAAAUUGGACAAGAGGAACAAAGACCUCUUGGAAAAAGUUCGGUGGGUUCAAGAAGAAUGUUGAAUGUCCUCCAAGAAUAUCAUAGAAGCUUGGAUACAGGCGAUGAACACCUGUCACGCACCCAGACGUCCAUGUCAAGAAUGUUCGAGCCUCCCACUAACUUGGUCAAAGGAAAAAGUAUGCCAAGUCUUAGCUGUAUUUUAGAUGAACUUAAUCAACCGGGAGGGUACGUUGACGAAUUGACAUGGGAGGUGAAAAGAGUGGGGAAGUUUGCUCAAAGUCAACCUAUGGCGAAUCCCAUCAUUACUGUGACUGAACAUACUCCAACGCCUUCUCCUGAUUAUUUAAGAAGACAGGGCUCCAUGGACAGCCAACUCGAUGCCGCAAGUCUAUCAGGCAGUAAACUAGGUAACUGGCAAGAAAGAAAGUCCAGCUUAACUCGUUCUCAAACAGACUCUAAUAUUACCUACGCUGGAGAAGACGUACCUGAGGCACCAGGAGCAACCUGCUAUAUAACUAAAGAUGGUGAUAUAGAUCUUCAAGUUGUAUUACAGGCCGUCCACAGAACCUCGGUGAGAGAGAGCUCUUCUUGCACGUUGAGAGUGUUGGAAGUUAUACUAAAUAUAAUAGAACUAAUAAUGGACAUGGGUGUUCUAAAACAAUGCUUGAAAGAAGAAGCUAUGGGUUCAACUACUAAUCAACAGGAUGCUUCUACACCUGAUAAAAAAACUGGCAAAAUGCAACAAAGUAGCACUCAUGGUUCCCUUGGUAUUACCGAUCCAGAUAAGAAUAAGCCAAUAUCUUCCCAUAGACUUGUUAUGAAUAGCAUUAUUAGAGUUCUGAAGCACCUGGGUUGUCCUCAAGGCUGUGCUGAUGGCCAAAGAGGACCAGCAGCUGAAUUUUUAAGAACUCAAUCCCAAAAUAUUCUCGUCAAGCUCAACAGAGCCAGUCCUAAGCAGUUUAAGUCAUUCUUGAAGGAUUACGUCAAAUACGAACCUCUGACAGAUGUUAUGGAUUUCUUCCAUGCUUAUGUUGGUUUUUGCAUUGACCCCAGUUCUUUGUUGUCUCCAUUGAACCAGAAGAGGGGUUCUAGCAAGUCACAAGACACAGUAUCGCAAAGUGGUUAUGGUACCAACUUUGGCGCAGGCCUUGGUGGCGGUGGCAUUAGAGGCAUUGAAGGUACCAUCAUGUCUCACGUCUUCAAGCCACUGGUGACGCGGUUCGUCGAUUCGAGCAAGGAAAUCAAGACGCCGGAGAGUCUAACUCUAUAUUGUGAAAUUAGACAAUUGAUGACAUAUGUGAAAGAAGGACAUGGAAGUAUAUUCAGAAGAGUAGCUUUAAGUGCUCUUAUUGAUUCAGCAGAUAAACCAAGCAAGAAAGAGGUUAACAUGCAGACAACACGAGUAAUCAGACACAUGCAUCAUUCUGAGGUAGAAGAACAACAGGAUGUUCCAACUGACACCCAGUCAUAUACCGAGGAUAGAGGCACACGAAAAUCGUUAUUUAAAAAAAGAAGUACAUCAUCAACUUGCCCUAGUCUACUUGAAACUGAAGCUGAAGAACUUCCAAAAACGAGUCAAAGUCCUAUUGGAAAUAUUAGAAAGAAACAUUAUAUACUAACACCAAGACAAAGCGAGAGAGCAUUGGGCAUUGCUUUAGAACCACAACUAUCUAUCAAGGCCAAAAAAUCUAAACUUGGAGGUCUAGUAAACUGGUUCAAAAAAGGUGAGAGUUCAUCCCAAGACGAACUGGACAAUGUCGAUAACGGCGACUCAUUCACUGAUACAUCCAGUUUUAUCAGGCAAUCUUCCAAAUAUUACCAAUCAAAAGAAUCUGGAAGAAGCAAUGUUAGCCAGAGCAUACAAAAGGCCAAGCGACGAAUGGAAGACAAAUUCAAAUUCGUGCUGAAGAAAGGAAAGAAAAAAGAUGGCAGCCAAGAAGAGUCUGCUGGAGGAUGUAGGCGAACGAAUUUUAAAAAAUCUACAAACAUAAAAAAUAUUUAUUUUGUAGAUUACAGUAGGAAAAACUCGAUGGAAUUCGGCGAUAAUUCUAGAGAGUCUGAAUUUGUAGUUUUGAAGGAAAGGAAAUUGGUGUCUACGAGCACGGUCUAUCAGGGCGUUUGUAGAUUAUCCUUUCUAUUAGAAACGUGUCCCCCGGGAUCAGUUCCCGAUGCACAUUUGUUGGCUUCUGUUUUAGAUUUGCCCCACGCAACAGUAAUCGCAAGGGCAACUCUUCUACUUGAAUGCGCAUAUUUCGUCCACUGUUGUAACAAAAACCAAUGGCCCUCUUGGAUGAAGUAUAACCUACCGGUUUAUAGACCAUCCGGACCGCUUCCGGCCCGAGGAAACAGUACCACCGGUCUCAGAAGAUCGCAUAUUAUGCAAAGGGCAGCUGGAAAAAUGUUUUAUCAAUGGGCAGAGGUAAUUGGCCAAAGACUGGAAGAAUUUAUGAACGAAGACAAAGCUCUACACCCACAAGUGAGUGCAAUGGUAGCCGACGAGCAAAAACAAAAAGAACUCUUAAUACAAGACGAAGAAGAAGAUUUUCUGGACGAAGCCAGUAUUAAUUCGUACGGAUCUUCGUGUCCGAUGGCUUUACGUCUUAUUGCAUGUGUUCUUCUGCAAGAAAUUACUGCAUUUCUUCGAGAAACUUACCAAACGUUACCGAAGUCGUCUAGAGUUAUGGAGAAAGGAAAACCAGCACCAUGGGAAAAGUUAUACAGCAAGGAAGCCAAUAGGAGGUGGAGUAUGGCUCUGUCUUCGAUGGGUCACUCUCAGACGUCUGCUCAAAGUUUGCAGUCCAUUGCUGGAGACAGAGAUUCAGGUCAAGCAGGAGAAAGAAAGAUAAGUUUUGUUUUGCAUGAGCCUGACAACGAAUCUGAAGGGAGUAGUCAGACAACAGUUACUAUGCAGCAACUACUACAAGGAGACGAUGCCAAACGGCAACAACAAGCCAGACCAUCUUACAUCCUGAGACGAGGAACGGCAGCACCAACUGGGGGUUCUUUUAAAAGAAGAAGUUUGAAAUUGAGAAGAGGCACUAAAGAAGGGAUGGAUGUUGAAUGGAAAAUUCCAGACUCCGUAAAACGCACAGACUCCAUCCAGUCGAAACGAAAAGUAAGCUCUAUAUCAGAUAGAAGCGACACCUCUGAACCAGGAGCUCCAGGUGAAGUUAGCGGGGAAGAAUCCCCAGGAGUUCUCAGCGACGAGCAGCCUCCUGAAAGUCCAAGUGACAGCAACGAUACCGACGAUACCUCCAAACACAUGCCUUGGCUUAAAACUAUGAUCCAAGUGUCCAACUCUUUUUACUACUACUGCCCCCACCAACAAUUCUGUCAUCCGUUUUGCUACAGAAGAGUGAUGAGAGCUUGCAGCAGACUUAUUAAAGCCUCCAGAAAGGUUUAUGGUGAGGAGUUUGGAAUCUUAGACGAUAAGCUUUGCAUGGACUUUGGUGGUAAGAAGAAAACUAAAAAAGAGAAGGGACAAAACAGGAAAGUGUCCGAUCAAACAAGUUCAACGGUGUCACCAAUAAGGCGAAAAGAUAGUGUAGGAAAAAAGGAGAAAAUCGACAAAAACGUAGAUACUAGUCAAAUGGGUAAACUAUUUUCGAAGGAUUCAUCUAGAGACAUUGCUGAUUCUGAUACUGGAGCCGAAUCAAAAAUUAGUUCUGAUAAAAAACCUGAAGAGCCUCCACCGAUUUUGAAAUACCUUAAAACUCAGGUAAAGGACGCUUUUCACUCGCCUUUGGCAGUUCUACUUAAAGGUGCAGUUAUCAUGACCGAAGAAAACUUCCUCGAUAUCAUUCCAGUCGCCUGGGAGCUGCUUCUGGAACCCAAUCAAGAAGUCACAGCAUGUGCUGCUUCUAUUUUCAUAUUAGGUGCCGUAAAGUCUCCUCAAACAGUGUCCGAUAUAAUGCAGCAUGGACUGUCUCAUCCAGAUUGUGCUAUAAGAAUUAACGCUAUUUUACGUUUUCAAGUUUUGUGGAAAAUGAGAUACCAACCAUGGCCCAGAAUGGAGGAAAAUGCUCAAGUUCUUUUUAAAGUUCCCCCUCCAGGAAUAGAGUUUACUCUGCCAUCUCCAAAAAUUGGUAUAGAAUCACUGGAUGUUGUUGAUUCCCCCUGGGAGUUGUUAGUAAAGACCAAAGUUGAAGAAGUUACUAUAAAUCAAGAGAGGCAUCGCUCUCUAGUAACAGCUACCAAAACUAGAAAGAAGCAACAAACUGAAUUAAUCAAAAUGGCCCUGCAAGCACAAGACGACAAGAAGAGGGAAGAAAGAGAAAACUUCUUAAUAACUACCAUUCCUAUAACCAUCCAAGCUGCUCAUGAGCCUAGUCUCUACCAUACUGGAGAAGAACACGAGGAAGUUGAUGAUGAACAAGUUGAUGGCCAACCACGAAAUACUGGUCAUCAUCUCCAUUCGGCGCAUUCUCUGUUUCCGUCAUGUCUUUGUUCUGCUGUAGUUCAAAUAAUCAAUCUCCUAGACGAUGCUGCAGUGUCAGCCGAUGGAAACGCUGUCUAUGAAGUCGCUUACCAGGUAAUAUGGACGUGUUUGGUAGAAGAUAGUGCUCUAUUUUUAAGAUACAUUUUGGAAAGACUAACCAGAGAAAAACAAGAACUCAUGUUCAAAAUUUUAAGGCAUUUGAUCAGAUUUAUUCCAAAGCUACCACAGCAAGCAGCGUUUGCUCUAUACAAUUAUAUAAUUGGUUACGUGAUGUUCUACGUAAGAUCUCCACAUGAAGAUGGUCAGAAGUUGAUUGGAGCUGCCCUAUCACUUUUAUGGAUGGUUGUUCAUAGCGUCCAUGGCAUUAUGUUUAAAGAUCUCAAACAAAUUCUACGCAAAGAACAAUGCGAUGCGUCCAUUUUGUUGACGGCAAACGUCCCUUCUGCGAAGAAAAUUAUCGUCCACGGUCCGCAAGAUCCAGAUGCCGGAGGAAUCCCAUCUCAGUUCCCUGUUCAAGAAGAUACACAAUUUUGUCAAAUAUUACGAGAAGCUUUGGAUUUCUUUGGCAUAGAGGAAUCUAAACAUAAAGAAUUCUUUUUGGUAGAUUACAAAACUCAUCAAAUUCGAAAUCCUUCAUCAUACGUUCGUGAUUACUAUUUUUUUAAAAGAUCGCAGUAUCCACAACUGGAGCUUGUCCAUAUGAAACCAGACGUUGCUUUUAACGCUCUACAAAAACAAGAAUUGUUGCAUAAGUUUGUGGAAAUAGGGAAAGUCCUUUUGACAUGGGCUAUUUUAAAAAAUGUUGAUAUGGUGGUGCAAAGAGUGGUGUUUCUUCACGAGGAGUUGAUGAAACUACCAUCGUUUCCCAGGAAAGCUUUGGAAUCUGAUUUGGAUUUAUAUAAAAGUGGACCACUUGGUAAGGAACUUCUUGGGCUGGAUGUUUUACACAAAUUUAUGUGGGUGAGAUUGAUAGCCCGAAUGUUCGAAGCAAUGGCUGGUAACUUUGCUUACUCCGGAGAUAUCCAUCUCUUCGUGAACGUGCUCAAUGGAGCUUUGGUCCUUCAUUCGGAAGACGCCUGCAUUUUGAGAUACGUCACCGCGACAUAUAUCAAUGCAGCGUUCCAUUUCAAAAAUAUUUUUUCGACGAAUGGGUAUCUACUAAUCAUGCCCACUUUGCUAAAGAUCUACUCCAACCACCAAACUAAUCAACUGGUGACGACUACAAUUGAAUAUGCAGUAAAACAAUUUUAUUUGAUGAAUAGAAAGCCGUUCAUAUUACAAAUGUUUGGCUCAGUGUCUGCAAUGUUGGAUACGGAUGAAGACGGAACCUACGGGGAUGCCCAUAAGAUUCAAUCCAGUUGUCUCUUCAAUUUACUUCUGAGUCUGGAAACCCCAUCUCCAGAUCCGCUAAAUAUCGCAGAAUUGGUUAAAGAAGACAAACCCUUGAAAGCUAUCGAUUUUUGCUACCACGACGAGAAUGAGAUGGUUACCAUCUUAGACUGUAUUUCAAUGUGCGUAAUGGUAGUCUCAUAUUCGUCAGAAAGUGUUAGAGGAUACCAAAUGCUGAUAAUUUUGGAAGCAAUUCUACCAUGUUAUGUACGCCAAAUUCAAUAUCCAACAUAUAACAAAGAAGGCAAGAAGGAGAAAGAUAUAAUAAAUCAACUUGCAGUCGCUAUAAAAACCUUGGUGAAUAACUGUGAAUCUUUGACGAAAAGUUACAACGGACCUCAUAGGUCAAGUCCAGAACACAAAGGCUCCAGCCAAAGAAAUUAUAGUCGAGGACCUUAUUCUCCAGGAUUUGACUUCGAGGACGACUCCCAUUCAAAGUUUAUGAGCGAGCAUUCUAGAGCGAAGAGCAUGUACGAACACGACGUGGAAGAUUCCGAGGUUUUAAGGGCUGAGUACAGAAGACCAAGAGAUGUAUUGUUGUCCUUAGUGGGCGAAUUUGUGUGCAAAGCAUCGAUAAGACUGCAAGAACUGAAUAAGAAGAGUAAUAAUGACGGAAAAGUGGUGGAAUUGUUGGAUAUAAGGUCUCAUGUGCGAUUAGCUGAUAUAGCUCACACGUUGUUGAAAGUGUCCCCUUAUGAUCCAGAAUCUAUGGGAUGCAGAGGUUUGCAGCAUUAUAUGACGUACAUUUUACCAUCCACUGAUUGGUCUAAUGAUGCCAUGCGUCCAGCUUUGGUCACUAUUCUGAGAAGACUGGAUAAAGUGUUCCAAAAAAUAUCUAAAAAGACUUCUAUAAGGAGAAACACUGAUUGGGAUGCAGCAGCAGGAUUACUUAAGGGCAUUUACGAUACAAUGGUUAAAUAUCCCUACAUAAUCCACUGGUCUCAGAUUAAAGCACUUAUCAGUACAUGUCAGAGUUUAGUGGUAAGUGGUGACAACUGUCAAUCUGAAGGAAUGACCUCAGCUACAGCGGCGCUAUUGAGGCAAGCUCCCCCACCACACUUUUGCUCCAUGGUGGUGCGUCUCAUUGCUCUACAAAUUCAAAAUAUGCAAGAUACAUCCACUUUGGAGCAAGUGUGCGGUGGUAGUUCCCUUUUCCCAUCUCAAGAAAAAACUGAGAGCAUGAUUAUUAACCUUAUCAUGCCUCUGUGUCUUCGAGUAGGAUCUGGAAGGAAAGACGUUGGUCAAAUGAAACAAGCCGACAUUAGUUUCGCACUAACUCUGGUACUGCAUGCCAUGAGUCCACCAAAUACGAAGAGUUUGAAUCCUUCAGGUCCGAAUGUUAAACCAACGGCGGAAAAUAGAACUGGAAGUUUGACUUUUACUGGCACAAGGGAUGUGAAAUUAUCUGCGAAAAUCAAAACAUCUUUAUACCAAGUGGCGUUCUUAGCUUUAAAAAUCAUGGCGAUAUGUUUUGAAGGCGAGUUGAUGAACGAGUGGUCGAAGAUCGGGCGAACUAUGAGGGAACUUGGCAAAAGAAAUGAAGCUGCGACCUUUGUUUGGGACUUUUUAGAUUUCGUCGUUACUCACCGGACCGUUCUGUAUAUCUUAAUGCAACCCUUCAUAUUCCAAAAGCUAGCACAACCGCCUAUAUCAGAUUUUGAACGAAAUAUGCAUUCCAAAAUAAGAAAUAAGAUGCACAGCAUCGGUUUGCCGCUUCCAAAAGGCAGGGGAGCACUAUUAAUGGAACUAGCCCACGAGAUGAAACUGUUGAAAGAAGAAAUUGAAAACUCACGAGAGAACUUGUUCGAUACAAAGAAAGAUUCUGCUCCUACCUGUCAAAUGACAACAGAAGUCCAUUCAACCAGAACUCAAAGACCUUCAUUAAUAGGUCUUCUAACAGGCGAAGGUCAUCAUGGAAAGAGUGCUGGAACUCACGACAUCAUGCAUUCCCAUCUCAAAGAAUCGUCAAGUACAAGCCACACUUCAACUCCCGUUCAAAGUUCACACAUAAAUGAAGGACAGGAACCAAAUGCUAACGGUCACUCCACGCCAGGCGCUCAACCAGACCGUUCAUCCCAAAGAUCUUCAGUUAGUGACGACCACGGUGUACCUAUGCCCAAGUCAGAAUCCCUCAUGUUCCAUAAGGCCCACAAACUGCGUUUCGUUUCUUCCGUAGAAUUUAGACACUCCUCAGGAGAAACAUCGACUACACCCUUAAGUCCAGGAAGUCCUGCGGAAGACAGCUCUGGAGAGAUAUAUCCAAAUAAACCAAGAUUGCAGCGUAUUAAACCCCAAAGCAGGAAAACCUUUCGGAUAAGAAAGAGCAAGAAAACCAGACAAGCUGAGGUUGCUCAAGCCAAACAUGAGUCAGAAUCGAUUCUAGGCCCUCAACAUCAAGAUUCUCUAUCCCCACCACCUACUCCUCCAGUAAUUACUCAAUCACUGCAGGAAAGUCAACAAUCGCAAUCUCAGACAACACCGCCAAAAGCCGAUCUGUCUCAGAGUCAAAAAUUUGAACCGAUUUCUGAUUCUCAUCGUCUACGAAUUGCUACCAGAAACAAGAUGGCGGAAGGAUCCUGGGACGAGGAUUCUGCGAUUUCGCAAACUUCUAGCACGUCAGGUUACAGGGAAUCCUACCCAGUGAUGCACCUCAAGGAAACUCUGGAAUCGUCCCCCAAAGCGUUCCCCCCACUUGCGUCACCAGACAUCCACAGUCUGCCCUCCACGAGCAGCGCUACCACAACGAAUAAUUUUCUUUUGAUGGACAAUUCUUCUCCGGACUGCAGCCUCAACGAAAACGGCGAGAAGACAGCUCUGCUGGGUCCAAGUGAGAAGUCAUCUUCACAUCAGUCGCUGUUGAUGGUGUUUGAUGCUCAAGACGAGAACACCCUUAUAUAGUAAAAUACGUGACUGGUUCUAUAAAGUAUUAUUAAUUAUUUAGCAGAUUUAUAGUAUACAUUAUAAGAUUAUUAGAAAUAUAUCUGUAGUUGUUUAACUAAUUAUUUAAAUAAAUAUGAAAAACAC
Molecule: messenger RNA, 10784 nt
Organism: Diabrotica virgifera virgifera (western corn rootworm)
Lineage: Eukaryota; Metazoa; Arthropoda; Insecta; Coleoptera; Chrysomelidae
Gene: unc80
Product: protein unc-80 homolog
Exons: 57
Coding region: 219-10658 (3479 amino acids)
Biological process (GO): monoatomic cation homeostasis
Cellular component (GO): cation channel complex; axon
Molecular function (GO): monoatomic cation channel activity
Source: RefSeq, a predicted model, not a curated record